UGACUCUCCCUUGCCUGUGACUUCACGUGUCUGUUUUGUAAAGUUCCUUGAGUCUGAGUCGGUGGGAGUUUCCCAACACCUGACGAACACCGUCUUCGUGGACAGAGCCUUGAUCGUGGUCCCUUUUGCUGAAGGUGGGUGUCUGUUUCAGUCUUGUCUCUCUCACUUGGCUAUCUCUGAACAUGCAUCACAAUGUGUAGGCUGUUUAUUAGAAUUACUGACGCUAUCUGAGCCAUUGUGAGUGUUUUUCUGACCAAGCAAAAUUAGCUAAGCUUUCAGUGCUUGGCAUUUCUAGGUAUGUAAAAGGGAAAUGUACAUUUGUGUCCAUGUCUUACAAUCUAGCUGUAAACUUCUCUCUCUGUUAUUUGUGUUGUGGUUUUCAUAGUGGACAAGUCAUUUGCAGAGAGCCCCUUCCUUGCUGGCUGAAAGUGGUCCUCUGCUGCCAUCAGGAGAUUAGAAAAAAUAAUGGCACCAGGCUCGCAAGCCCCCCUUCUCUCUCUUGUUCUGCAUUCUUUUUCCUGGUUCAGCCAGCCCUAUAUACCAGACCCUGCUGAAAAUGCCACCAACAGUUUUGUCUUCUGCAGCCUUAUCCUGUUUCUCAAGUGUCCUUUCUGUUGUGUGUGUGUGUGUGUGUGUGUGCGCGUGUGUAUGUGUCUCUCUCUCUCUCUCUCUCUCUCUCUCUCUCUCUCCCUCUCUCUCUCCCCCUUUUUUGCCAUAUAAAAUGUCAGAUUAAAAAAAUAGCCUGUUUUCAGAUUGCACAACCAUGGAUGAUCAUCUCCAUAAGAUUUUCCCUUUUGAUUUUACUGUUUGGUUUUUCUUCAGCUUUGGGCAAAAAUGUUUUAUGAUUUUAUCACAGCUUUUGCUGGCAAUAGCCCUUAACUGUUUAGUGCAGUUUAGCUUUGACAUUGUUUAGUGUUUUUAGUGACAUAUUGUUGGCUAAAACCUAGCACUGCUGUAGCUUGUUAGCAGUUUUUUGUGGUGGGAUUGUAACCACCGACAAAAGCCCAGAAAAGGUAAAAUGACUGAACCUUUUCUGUUUUUUGUAUUGGUAAUGGUAAGUGAUGUUGAAAUGUACCCUUGUGUCUACACCCAAAUCAUGAACUUUGUUUUCUGUAUCUCAAUGUUUUUGUGUGCUUUAUAGCGAAGCAGCCGGCGCGAGUCGCUUGUUCAUAAAACAUCUAAUGAAAGUUGAGAGCACAUCCCACGGGACAACUGGCUGUGCUUGCUUACGUUUGGUUCAUGACUUAAAAAACAAGUACAGGAGUCAUUCCUGAUGAAUCUAAAGCUAUGUCGCUGCUGGCUCCAGCCAAUGCCGUGGCAGGAAUGAUGCCUGGGGGAGGCCUUCUUCCAACACCCAAUCCUCUGGCGACAAUGGGAGGAACGCCAUUCGGAGGUCUUGGAGCUCCCAACAUGGAGCAAAUGGCUGCCAUGGGAAUGGCAGGACCUAACAUGAACCCCCAGGCUCUUUCUGCAGACUUCCUGAAGCUCAUGCAGUCCAUGGACCCCAAAUUGAAUCCGUUAGCGGCCGGACUGAACUUGAAUCCAGGGCUGAAGACUGACGCUUCCAAUAAGGAGAUUGAAGAGGCCAUGAAAAGAGUCCGAGAGGCCCAGUCUCUCAUUUCUGCUGCCAUUGAACCAGGAAAUAAGAAAGAUGACAAGCGCAAACAUUCCCGGUCCCGUUCGCGGUCACGGCGCAGGCGAUCCAGAUCUCGCUCCAGACACAGGCGUUCGAAGAGCAGGUCUCGGCGGAGGUCCCAUUCAAGGAGUAGGAGGAGGUCCAAGAGUCCACGGAGAAGGAGGUCCCACUCCCGGGAAAGAGGCCGCCGCAGUAGAUCUAGGGAAAGGAGGAAGGAGGAAAAGUCUAAGAAAAGGUCAAAGACGCCCCCCAAGAGCUACAGCAGCGCCAGGAGGUCUCGAAGCAUUAGCCGGAGGCACAGACGAAGCCGCAGUGCAUCUCGGUCCCCCAGGAGGAAGUUGUCCAGGUCUCCAUCGCCGAGACGUCACAAGAAAGAGAAGAAGAAGGACAAGGAGCGUGAGAAGGAGCGGGAUAGAGACAGGAGGGAGGACAGGAGCAGAGAUGAAAGAGAACGCUCCACCAGUAAGAAGAAGAAGAGCAAAGACAAGGAGCGAGAUCGGGACCGCAAGUCCGAUAGCGAGAAAGGAGACGUUAAGGUGACCCGGGAUUACGAUGAGGAGGAGCAAGGUUAUGACAGCGAGAAAGAGGGAGAGGAGGACGAUGACGAGAGGAAGAGCGACUCUGACUCGGCAUCGUCCCCUAAAGGCCAGGAGGAGAUGGAGAGAUCCGAGGGCCAAAUCCCCAAAAAGUCCAAGCUGAAUGGAGACGAUCACCAUCAGGAAGACAUGGAGAUGAGCGACUAAGAACAUCUCGAACCAGACCGUGUUAUCUUUCCACUGUCCUCUUUUAUAUUUUUAAUAUAGGCCACAACGUGUCCGUGCCUGAUCACUCAAAGUUUAAAAAAAAGAUUUGUUGUCUUAACUGUAGAAGCAUUUUGGGAAAAUGGGGAGGGGAUGUAGAAGGAAAGCAGUCGAAUAAUUUUUGUAAAGACGAGAAAACAAGGACUAAAAUAUGAAUAACAUGAGACUGGUUUUAAAUUGUCAUUGCUGUACUUUUUUAAGAUCCCGCUGAUUUUUUUUCUGUUUGUUGCCUUUUGUGUUUAUUCUUCCUGGCAGUAGAAUACACAGCGUUUUCCACUAAAAUGUUGUCAAUGUAAAUAUUUUACUGGUCGGGAUUAAGUCCUUUCCUCAUUGAGACUGUUAGUUACUCACCAGGCACCAACGUCGGGUUGCUUUCUUGGUCGCUGAACCAUUUUUGCUUUAACUGUAAUGCACCCAGUCAUGUCUCAGCUGACCUUCCUAUUUACACCCCUUUGUAAGUGUACACUGUAGAUUGAAAUGUGUUGUUGCAAUGAAAUACUUUGUCUGCAAUAGGUUUUUCUUUCCAAAGGAAACUAAUAAAAUUGGGUCAAACUGUA
This is a messenger RNA of Dicentrarchus labrax (European seabass), 2993 nucleotides long. RefSeq names its product serine/arginine-rich splicing factor 11-like. The transcript has 12 exons. The record is from RefSeq and is a predicted model, not a curated record. Gene Ontology annotation, molecular function: RNA binding. Gene Ontology annotation, cellular component: nucleoplasm. Bases 1288 to 2379 code for a protein of 363 amino acids. Lineage: Eukaryota; Metazoa; Chordata; Actinopteri; Moronidae.